Oreochromis aureus is the source of this 1863-nucleotide messenger RNA. It is a transcript of the gene polr3f, whose product is annotated as polymerase (RNA) III (DNA directed) polypeptide F. Bases 35 to 1099 code for a protein of 354 amino acids. The transcript is spliced from 9 exons. The record is from RefSeq and is a predicted model, not a curated record. Gene Ontology annotation, biological process: transcription by RNA polymerase III. Gene Ontology annotation, cellular component: RNA polymerase III complex. Lineage: Eukaryota; Metazoa; Chordata; Actinopteri; Cichliformes; Cichlidae.
CCGCGGUGUGUAUUUUAAUCAGGCGGAUUUCAGGAUGCUUCCGGUCGCUUGGGACACCGAAGGACCCCAGCGUGUGCUCGCAGUCAGUCACAACAUUAGCUCACAGGCUAACAAAGUAAGAGCCCCGCGCAGGCAAGAAACGCUGGAGAUGGCUGAGGUGAAGGUGAAGAAGGAGACGAACCUGUCGGACCCCGCGGAGGUCGAGAACAGGAUCAAAGAGCUGUGUCAGCAGUUCCCUCACGGUAUCACAGACCAGGUGAUUCAGAACGACAUGCCUCACCUGGAGCCACAGCAGAGAGCCAUGGCCAUCAACAAGCUGCUCUCACUGGGUCAGCUGGACCUGCUGAGGAACAGUGCAGGUCUCCUGUACAGACUGAAGGACUCUCAGAGCACCAGUAAGAUGAAGGGCUCAGACAACCAGGAGAAGCUGGUCUAUCAGAUCAUCGAGGACGCAGGAAACAAAGGAAUCUGGAGCCGAGACAUCCGGUUCAAGAGCAACCUGCCUCUGACUGAGAUCAACAAGAUCCUGAAGAACCUGGAGAGCAAGAAGCUCAUCAAAGCCGUGAAGUCUGUGGCUGCGUCGAAGAAGAAGGUGUACAUGCUGUACAACCUGCAGCCCGACCGCUCGGUGACGGGCGGCGCCUGGUACAGCGACCAGGACUUUGAGUCCGAGUUCGUGGAGGUUCUCAACCAGCAGUGCUUCAAGUUCCUGCAGAGCAAGGCGGAGGCGGCGCGGGACAGCAAGCAGAGUCCGAUGGUUCAGAGAAACAGCUCCUUCGCCACGUCGCACGAAGUCUGGAAGUACAUCUGUGAGCUGGGCAUCAGCAAGGUGGACCUGUCCAUGGAUGACAUCGAGACCAUCCUGAACACGCUCAUCUACGACGGAAAGGUGGAGAUGACCGUGAUCGCCGCCAAGGAGGGCACGGUGGGCAGUGUGGAUGGGCAGAUGAAGCUGUACCGCGGCGUGAACGCCAUCAUCCAGCCCACCGGCCUCGUCAAGACGCCCUGCGGACUCUGCCCGGUGUUCGACGACUGCCAUGAGGGCGGGGAGAUCUCGCCAUCCACCUGCAUCUACAUGAGCGAGUGGUUGGACUUCUGAAGCCACGGCACGCGUUUCUCUCUGAAGGAAGCUUCACUUCCUGUUUGUCGCAGACGUGAAGAAGCCGGCGGCCUCAGUUCCUGUGACGAUGACGUGCAGCAGUUUGUCCCGGUUCUGGUUCUGGAGGCGUAACGUUUGUUUUCUGGGGCUGCUUUAAUGUUUCUGUUUGACAUCGUAAAUCUUUGGGGUCGUCUUAUUGGUCCCAUCAUGGUCACAUGGUCUCAGAUGUUUCUGUAUAAUCCCGCUCCCACCUGCACACCCUCUGUAGUGCAACCGCAUAUUUUUAUUUGACUGUGUGUGUGUGUGUGUGUGUGUGUGUGUGUGUGUGUGUGAGAACUGCAGCGUCCUGACUAUAAAAUGAUUUAGAAGGAAAAUAAUUUUUCUUUGUUGGAACCAGUUUUUGACCACCAGGUGGAGCUGUGGUUGCUGUGCAGGGAGGCAAACACCUGCAGCCAAUCAUAGCCGUUUGUGGUUGUUUGAGCUGAAGGGAACUCGUGGAUGUUUCCACCUUCAUGUUUAAGGUUUUGGCCCUCGCUGCUGGUUUCAGGGACAAGGCGGGGGAAACGGCCCUGAACACGGGCUGUCAGGACGCGGUCUCUGGGAGGAAGAGCAGCGGUCACGUUGGCCUGGACCUCCUCAGUUCUGGUUCUGAAGAACACCAGAGGACUCUGAUGAGGCACUCUGACACUCAGUCUGUUCUGUGAUUAUUAUUUUGGUCCACGAGUGUCGUGAUUUGGUGUAUGAAUAAAGUGGGUGGAGACUUA